Wasmannia auropunctata (little fire ant) is the source of this 6354-nucleotide messenger RNA. It is a transcript of the gene Ror, whose product is annotated as tyrosine-protein kinase transmembrane receptor Ror. Gene Ontology annotation, molecular function: ATP binding; protein binding; transmembrane receptor protein tyrosine kinase activity. NCBI's taxonomy places the organism in Eukaryota, Metazoa, Arthropoda, Insecta, Hymenoptera, Formicidae. The record is from RefSeq and is a predicted model, not a curated record. Gene Ontology annotation, cellular component: signaling receptor complex; membrane. The transcript is spliced from 14 exons. Gene Ontology annotation, biological process: protein phosphorylation; cell surface receptor protein tyrosine kinase signaling pathway; multicellular organism development. Bases 943 to 4380 code for a protein of 1145 amino acids.
CGUGCGACAUCUCGGACGAUUCGUUGCGCCUCUCUCUGUAUGUGUGUGUGUGUGUGUACUUGCGUGAGAAAGCGUGCGGGAGUGCGACACGCGCGAAGACCGGCACCCGUCAACAAAAUCGAGCGGAUCGAGCCGCUUCGAGCGAACAGUCGCGAUUCCGAAUAGUCCAGCGGGGAUGUGUCGUUAAAGUAAACAAAACGCGGACACUCUGCAGCGGAUAAAUCGCGCGCGCUGUCCGGCGUUGCGUGUGCUUUCGCAAAGCGACAACAACGGAACUGUCAGCUGGGGCAGUUAACGCGCAUGAUGUACGACGUUCCGCGUGAAUAAAUACGCGAGCCUCGCGCGAUGACACUGCCGUAGAUGAUCGUAGAGUAGCGUCGUACGGUGUACAUCGGUCAAGGAGGAACAAUCCCAUAUACGCUUCGCGGAAAGGACUCACGCGGUCGGCGCGGCCGUCAUUCGCGCGCAACUUCACUACGGUGACGUCUCGUCGCGACGCGUAUCGCGCACCCUCGGCGCGAUCACUAAUUCGACGUGGGACAGGAGCGGGAAUCGUUAUAGGAGGAUUUCGACCGGAUCGCGUGAGUUUUCACUUUCCCGAUUCAUCUGGUUCAUCGUAGGAGGAGAUCCGCGCCCGCGGAUGCCGCGAACGGGUGAAACGUGAUGAGCGGCUUGAUUCGCCGAACGGCGGCGCGCGCGCAUGCUCCAUUUUGAGAAUUUGAAAUUUGCAGGUGACUCGCGUCGGUGGACGAACGUGCGACGAACUUGAGACGCUACACAUAUACACGCUCGCGCCUCUCCGUGCAUCCCGUGAUAUAUACUGUUUCUCCGAGUAUGUGCGCCACGGCGGCGGCGGCGGCGGGAUUCUCGUGCUUCCUCGUGUCCGCGCGCGUCUACAAUUGACUUUUGUGCAUCGUCUUGUGCGUUUCGCCGUGGGACAACAUGGCACGCAGGGAUCACCGCCAGUUGUGCACGCUGCUCUUCCUCCUCCUCUUCGCGGGCAUCUUGAAAGGUGGAAAUGGCGAUGUCGAGGAGUCGGAUACCGACGUGCAGGACUACAGCACGGACGAGGACUACAACGAUGUUUUUGACUCGACCACUAACGGGACCGACGUGGACGCUGCAUCCGGUACGAAAAGUGGCACUUUAAAAUUCGUAAGGACUCUGACAAACAUCUCGAAGGAUGCCGGCGGCAUUGCUCAUAUGCGAUGCGAAGUCGUGGGCGAUCCACCUCCAACAAAGAUACGAUGGUACAAGAAUGAGGCGCCAUUAGAGGAGAACCGACCGAAAAUCACGAUUAGGAAAAUACACGCGCAAAUGCACGAACAUGCGGCGAAGAACUUGGCAGGAAGUCGAUUAAAAAUCACAAAUUUGGACGUUUCUGAUAUUGGUUUUUAUACUUGUCGCGUCACCAACGGUAAGGAUCAAAUCCAGAGCGAAGGAACCCUGCGAGUCGAUUCCUCUAAGAAAUGGUCAGCUCCUAUGCAUCCUAUGCAGGAACACCCUAUGGGACAGCCGUCGGGUGACAAAUUUUCCACGGUAAUGUCCGGAUCAAGCUUUAUCGACGGCAUGGGACAUGGGGACAUGUUGGGCAUCUCAGGGAAUGGAAUGUCUACGCCUCACAUCUCUCACUUGGCAUCUGCGAAUCCAUUCAUACUUUCGCCGAGUCCACAGCCAACCAGUUCACAAUCCAGCACCAUGGAUUUCAAUACACUCAGCGGCCUUACUAAUGGCAAUAUACAAUUCCCUCCUAAUAUGAAUUUCGAUGAGAUGUCAAGCAUAAGUUCAGUUACAGGCAGAAAGGACAAUCAUAAAGGAACCUGCGAGGUGUAUAUAGGAAAAACCUGUGCACAGUUUGUAGGAAAUCAGUCGGUUUAUAUUAUAUAUCCCAUGACGCAGAAAAUGCUUGAGGAGAAAUUAAUGAAGGCCUUUCAAGUUAUCAAUUUUUCAAACGAGCUCUCGUCAAAUUGCGAAGGAUAUGCGAAGCCGUCUCUUUGCUAUUCCGCCUUUCCGAUAUGCCGCGACCCAGCUAACACUCAGAAACCGAAGAACGCGGAAGCGAGCACGCAGCUCUUCAAUCUCCUGAACUCCAAGCAAGACGAUUUCUUAGAGGACGGAGACCGCGACGACACGGAUGAUUUUUCGAAGCUGCACAGCGUUCCCAAACGUAGUCCUACCCUGGGCCCAGUUUUCGACUUCAUGCCCAACGAAGACGCGAAGUCUUCGAGCAACAAGAAGAUAAUUAAUCAGAGUUACGGCGACGCGCGAGCGUCCAGCAGAAACGAGAUCAGUCGUAAAUUACGAAGGAUAUGCCGGGAGGAGUGCGAAAUGCUGGAGAACGAGUUGUGCAGGAAGGAAUACGCGAUAGCGAAGAGGCAUCCAUUGAUUGGGCAUCAAGUGCCUUUGGUCGAAUGUUCUGACUUACCACUGGAAGGGACAACUGAGGCUCGUGAUUGCUUAACGCUCGGAUUGUCCGUGGUAACCAACGUACAAGAAAAUGAUUAUUGCUAUUGGGGUAGUGGAAAAUCUUAUCGAGGAACUGUGAAAACGAGCGCGAGUGGAAGGCCGUGUUUACGGUGGGCUCAUCAUUUCAAUCUUCCAAUUUCUGAUUUUCCCGAAUUAGCUGGACGUCAUUCUUAUUGCCGGAAUCCGGGCGGUAAAGAAAUUCAACCAUGGUGUUACGUCGAUGUCAAUAACAAAAUGCAAAAGGAAUUUUGCAAUAUACCUAAAUGUGUUGAAAAUUUAUGGAUUUACGCGGUCGUUGGUUUUGUACUAACGGGAGGAUUUGUUAUUAUAUUAAUUUGUUAUUGCUGCUGCUACAGAAGUAGGAAAUCCAGAAGGCAAAUGAAUCAUUUACCAACCAAUAAAAUGUUAACUAGUAUCCAGUGUGAUAAGAACAUUUACGAUGGAAGGAGGAGUACGACACAACCUAUGGAAAUGAGUUCCCUCUUGGCAGGACCCGGUAAUACGACACCGGGCACUGGCACCUUAAGCAGUGGCAGCAGUAGAACUUCUAAUACUAGGAUACCGCAAUUCACUACGAAUAAUAUCGUGCUCUUGCAAGAACUCGGUGAAGGCGCUUUCGGAAAAGUUUACAAAGGCGAAUUGCAAACGGGAAAUAAAUGUGAGCCACCUAUUUAUGUAGCGGUGAAAACACUGAAGGAAAAUGCGACGCCCAAGACUCAAAGCGAUUUCAAAAGAGAAGUCGAACUGAUGACAGAUCUACGGCAUCCGAAUAUCAUUUGUUUGCUCGGUGUGAUACUGAAAGGGGAACCAAUGUGUAUGCUCUUCGAGUACAUGACUCAGGGAGAUCUGCACGAGUUUCUAAUCUGUCAUUCCCCGAGAUCGGAUGUUCCGUUAAAUAACAGUGGCGGCAAAAUUCUAGAGCAACCGGAAUUUUUGCAUAUUGCUUUACAAAUUGCUUCUGGCAUGGAAUAUUUGGCUAGUCAUCAUUAUGUCCACCGCGAUUUGGCAGCGAGAAAUUGCCUAGUAGGUGACAAUCUGACAGUCAAAAUCUCGGACUUCGGUCUGUCGCGAGAUAUAUACAGCAGCGACUACUACAGAGUACAAUCCAAGAGUCUACUUCCUGUUCGAUGGAUGCCACCCGAGUCGAUUCUAUAUGGUAAAUUCACGACCGAAUCGGACGUAUGGAGUUUCGGAGUUGUGCUCUGGGAAAUCUACAGUUACGGCUUGCAGCCAUAUUACGGAUACAACAAUCAGGAAGUUAUAGACAUGAUACGCUCGCGGCAAUUAUUACCAUGUCCCGAAGACUGCCCGACGAUGAUUUACAGUCUAAUGAUCGAGUGCUGGCACGAGGUGGCGAAUCGUAGGCCGCAGUUCCCGGAAAUUCACCAUCGGCUACAUAAUUGGUACAUAAAUCAAACCUACUUGAGCGACUUCUGCAACGAGUCUAUCACCAGUUACUCCGGCAGUAGUCACAAGAGCACGAACAAGACCAAUUCGACGCAACUGUCAGCGCCGAUAUACAAGAGCGAUCAGAAGACCGGCACGGAGCCGGUGAAUAUGUGUAAUCUUAACGAUCAUAAUAACGCGAUCAAAAUGCUGCCGCCGACGAGUACUUUCCCGAAUUCCAAUUGCGUUGAUCAGAGACCAAAUUGCGGUUUCGGCACGGAACACGGAACGCCGAUAAAAACCAAUUACCAGAAUCCCGCUACGAACGUCAAUCUGAACGAUAUCUACGACGACAAACAGUGUUGCUCGCCCAAGUUGAGCGGCGCGAAGAAAGUUUUACCUGCGGUGGGUGUACCCAAGCUGAACGUGCCCACCAACGGCCCGAGACCGAUGCAAAACGGCGCGCAAUUGGUUGUCAGGUUACCGGAUCCCAGUAAAGUCACGACUGAAACGAGGGUAUCAAAGUGAACGACUUCAUUCGCGACCGCGAAUGAUUCACCUUGGAUCAAACUGAACGCAGCUUCUGAUUUCCAACGGGAACAUUAGCUCCAAUUACCACACACGUUCUCAACACCAAGGAUUUGGAAUUCGGCAACUGUAUAAGUUGCCAUCGGAGACAGGCACUGGUGCCAGUUCUUUUUUUUAUCGAAAAGAAGAAAAAGCUGUUAUAAACGCGUACGUUCUUCGUAUAUUUGCCAUGAUGAUUUGUCGAUGAAAACGCAUGCUUGUUCUCAUGAUAUUAUCGGAUACUUUUUUUUCGAUAGUAUUAAACGCGCGCGCGAAUACGGUAGACACAGAGAGCUGCUAUAACAACUAAUCAUUGCCAUAUACAUUUAUUUAUUUUUACAAAUAUACACGUAUUUUAUAUUUCCUCUUAUUUCGGAUGACGUAUAAUAUAUAAUGUGUUCUUUCACGAUCAGAUGAUUUUUUUUUAAUGGUAUCAAACGAAUAAGAUAAAUACAGAGAGUAGCUACAAUACUUAAUCUGCCAUAUAUAUGCAUUUAUUUAUUGUUAUAAAUAUACACGUAUUUUAUAAUAUAUAAUAUUACCGUUUAUUUUGGAUGGUAUAUAUACAUAUAUAUCUGUAAUGUUUUACACUUAAUUUAAUACAAUCUAGUUUAAUACUUACAUACGUGGGACGUAGAACCGGAUGUCGUACUCUAAUAACGAUUCCAUUUGUGAUUGUAAUAAUGCAACACAAUAGAACAAAAUUUUUAAGACAUGCUCUUUUAUUUUUAGAAAAGAUAGAUAUUCAUCGAAACAUUAUGCUACCGAAUAUAUGUAUAAUUUAUACGUUUAUUCGUAAGAUAUGUAAGACGAGCGGGAGAUAAUUCUAUUUCACAAAGAAGAAAAAUAAAUUCUCUCUUACAGAACACAAUAUCAACAUACGUUGAUAACUACAUUAAAACGAAUGUUUAACCAUGUGCAUGCUCUGUCCAAAGAGUAUAAUACUGUAUGGGAUAUAUUGUUAUGCUCUAUAUAAGGCAUACCCCUUAUGAAUCACGUUUUCAAAUAAUCUUUACAGGACUGUUCUCGAAAAGAUUCGUAUAUGCGAGCAAUCGGAUAUACUAUAUUGUAAUAAGCGAAAGUGAGAGAAAAGAAGUGCGACAGAGAAAUGAAUGUGUGUGCGCGCGUGCAUGUGUGUAUUUUGUGAAUAUAUAUUGAGAUGUUUUCUAAAAAGCAAUUUUUAUAAUCGUCAUAUCGUAUGCCAAAACCCGGAUAGUGAAUAUUGAUUGUUAAUAAAAAGGUAUUUCAAUUUGUACAUUUUUAUAAUAAUCGCAUAUAUGUCUGUAAAUCUUUGAGGUCGCUCAUUUUAGCCGAAAACACAAUUUAUUGCUGCAAUUGUGCGAUAUGAAUUGAAAUAUGUUCUCCAUCUAAGUGCGAUAAAUCAUAAUGCAAUGUAAAAUAUGAAUUUAGAAUGAAUUUAUUUGCUAGUGUUCUAAAUGGCUUUCCUGUGUCAGCACGUAUUAUUGAUAUUCACAGAUAUUUAAUAAAAACGUAAUUAUCGCUAACGGGAGAAUUUAUAGAAAAAUUUUUUUAGACGCUCGCUAUUCUUUCAACCGCACCCUAAUAUUGUUUGACCUCAAAGACCCAAACGACUGAGAUUUAAUACUCACGAACACUCAGCGAUGUUGGAUGGAAAAUUUUAUCGGCGUUUGUGUAUAAAUUAUAUGUUAUAUUCGUGUAUGGGGCGUACAAUAUAUACAUUCUAACAGGCGCUAAAAUAUUGCCUCGAUUCGAUAUCGGAUCGAGCAACAUCCGAUGAUGAACUUUGUGAAAUUAAUUGCCCAUUUUUAAACCGAGGUAGUAAAUAUAAGCGCAGAGUGAUUAGAAAAUGGAAACGUAGAAUUAAAGCACUUCAAGGAGACUGUAUUAUACUUUUUAUAAUUUUGUAUUAACGAUAAAAGAAACGCGAAGAGCGUGUUCCGUUCGUUGGAGAAA